AUGACCGCUCCCGGCCAGAAAUCUGCUUGUAUUUUUUGCAAUAUCGUAAAUAAAUUGGAGGACACUGAGAUACUGUACGAGGAUGACUUCGUUUGUGUGUUCAAAGAUAUUAAACCGGCGAGCAGAUAUCACAUAUUGACGGUGCCUAAGCGACAUAUAGAGGACGCGAGAUGCCUAACUCCAAACGACAAAGAACUAGUUGAAAAAAUGCUGACUGUAGCUAAAGAGAUGCUGUUGAAAAACAACUAUUCUAUAGAAGAUGCAAGGUUUGGGUAUCAUUGGCCUCCGUUCAGGAGUGUUAAACAUCUUCAUCUGCAUACCAUAGCUCCAGAGAGUGAAAUGGGAUUUUUAGGAAAAAUGAUAUUUAAGAAGGAUUCCUACUGGUUUGUUUCGCCUGACUAUGUCGCAUCGAGGCUAUGA
Messenger RNA from Leptosia nina, 420 nucleotides. The record is from the annotation of a GenBank genome assembly. Lineage: Eukaryota; Metazoa; Arthropoda; Insecta; Lepidoptera; Pieridae.